UCCUCAGAUGUUCAAACAGAUUUAAUGAGAGAACAAAGCUGCUGAACGCGGGUCGACUUUAAACACAUCUUGGAAAGUAUUUAAUACAUGAAUCUAAAAUUUCAUAGAAACCAUUUUAAAUGUCCAGAGUUUGUGCCUAACCCUGACCGAGUGUGAAGCAGAUCCGAGCCGGUGCAGCAGAAGGUCCUGAUGGUUUCACAGCAGAUAAUCAGAACAUACGACCAAACCCAGCGCCUGAGCUCCUCUGAACCUUCUGUCAGAGUCCAGAUGUGGUCCUUGUGCUCAUGAAUCCCUGACGUGUUUGAUCCAAAGACAUCCAGCGUCAUGAAGCUGCAGAGCAGAACUCAGCCAGAAUCAUGACAAAUCAGUCGGACUUUAUUUUUACAGCACAUUGCAUACAAACAGAAACACAAAGAGCUGUGCAGAACAAAAGGCCCGGCCCGUCCGGGACCGGCCUGUUAGAGGUGAGAAACACUGAGCAGACGGAUCAGUCAGAACCUCAGAACUACAAAGUCAGACAGUAAAUACAAAUAUAAAACACAUAAAAUCGACUAAACUGUGUGAAUAAAUAGAGUAAUAAAUGAAAAUAAUAAUAAUUAGGAGUCCCACUGAUAAGGCAGGUCUUUAAAAAAUAAAUGUCUGUAAACAUUUCCUUCGUGUUUCUGCGUCGAGCUUCAACAUGUGAAUGUGAGCAGGCUGAUGUUUCUGAGGAACGUUAAAGUCAAAGAGCAGCUUGGUCCUGAUGGAGGUCUGCUGUCUACAGUCACGUCUUCAUAAAACAUUUCAAAACAGGAAUAGAUCAACACACGAAUAUGAAUAAAAAAGAAAAUCCAGCUGAAGAGUCGUCAGAGUCGAGCAGCGACUUCCUCCAGUGUGAGCAGAGCCGGAUGUAGCUUCUGUGCUGAUCUGUUUUCCAGGAGUUUCUCAGCCUGAAGCUUCACAUGGAGAGAGACUGAAGAUGAUGGAGGCAGCUCGACCCAGAAGACGACCAAGUGUCUGCAGUUUGCUGCUGCUGAUGAGUUUGUUCCUUCCGGCUUCCACACUGCUGGAAGAUGCCAAAGCUGAACAGCCGCCGUGUCCUCACGGAGACUAUCGGACCGAGGAGGGAGUCUGCUGCAACAAAUGUUCUCCAGGUUUUAAGCUGGUGGAGAAGUGCCACGCUACGGGCCAGAGGAGCAACUGCACCGCCUGCUCUGACGGAGAGUUCACUGACCAGAUGAACUUCUUUCCAAACUGCAAACGGUGCCGACGCUGCCAAUUGAGGAAGCACCAGGUGCAGGAGAAAGCAUGUGAGCCCCACCAGGACACUAUCUGCCGCUGCAUGCCGGGUUUCUACAAGUUCAGGAUCGACUCGGAGACGUCCGAGUGUCGCAGAUGUUCAACGUGUGGCCCAGACGAGCCGGAGAAGCAGACGUGUUCCCAGAACACCAACACCGUGUGUGGAUGCAAAGGGAACUACUACAAGCACAGGGGAGUGUGUGAAGCCUGUAAGAAGCCACUGCUGAGGACGUUCUACGACACUGUGGUGGCAUCAGUGGUGUGCUGGGGAGGGGGUGCUCUGAGCGGGUUAGAGCAGACUGAUCAGAAGAGCCAGCUCAGUCUGUGGCUGCCCCUGGACUCCAUGGAGGUGGUAGGAGAGAGGAGGGCCCUGGCCAGACUGUCUGCCAUCAUAGAAACACCUCCCAGCCUGCAUCAGACUGUCAACUCCUCAGCAGUGUGUUCAGCGACACACUGUUACACCCAAAGUGUAAGAAGGAACGUUUCUGCAGGUCCUUCAUCCCAACAGCAGUCAGACUUUACAAAGCUGCACUAUGGACUCCUCUGGUACCUCUGGUACCUCUGGUACCUCUGGUACUGCUGCACUUUGUCCACCAAUAAACCCACUGUGUGCAGUAACCAUGACUACCUCAUCUUGUUUUCCUUCACAGCUGAAGCCUGUGAAGGCGUCUGUGUGGUAGUCGGUAAACUGGUGGUUCUGUGUCUGCAGAAGUCUCUGAUCUACAGCGAGGAACCUCCGGAGAGCCUGAAGGCCGUCGCUCUGAUCUGUGAGAUGGAGCCGGAGGUGUCCAACCUGCCCGACUGUGUUCCUCUGGAGAUCAGGAUACCAGAGCUCAUCUACAUGGUGCUGGAUCUGGUUCCGGUGCUGCAGGUGAAGCAGCUGGUCCGAUGCCUCGGCGUGAAGGACAUGGAGAUCGAGCAGGUCGAGCUGGACCACCGGUCCUGCAGGGAGGCCCACUACCAGAUGCUGCGGGUUUGGGCCGAGCGAGGCUCCCGUGCAGGCGGCGGAGGAGGAACGCUGCUGCUGCCGCUGCCGCGGCUGCAGGAGCUGCUGGACAACCUGAGGCUGAUGCAUCUGGGCCGGGCCGCCGAGGAGCUGGAGGCAAAGUACUGCAGCCAGUGACUCGGUGGGAACACGGAACCAAGUAUUGUUCUAAAGAGACGCCUCGAACGGACUCGGUGCUAAAACUAAACCAAAGCAGCAGUUGGAUCACAGGACGCCAAACGGCUCAGAGCUUCUGCUCAGAACCAUUUCCAUGCUGGAGAUCUGGUGACCAGAACUCUGCUCCUCCUGCAGACAGUCAAUAUGAAGCAGCAGCUGGUGCACUGAGUCAGGAGCCGGUUCCGUGUGCAGAUCCUCCUGCAGCCUGAAGCUCACUGAACAUCUACACAGAACAGCUGAACAGAGACACGAUGCUGAAGCUGCAGAUCAGCCGUCCAUCAUCCAUGAGCUCAGCUCAGGACACCGUUUAGUCAGAACAGGAUCAGUUCUGAAUGUUUUCUGAUUCCUCUCAAACUGAAGCUGCCAAAUCAUAUAUUUGUUCUUUUUCCUGUCAGUCCACUGAGCAGCUGCCCAAAGUCCUGACAGCAGCGUUCAGCUGCGACUGUGUUCAUCCCACAAAGACAUCAGUGUUCUUCAUGUUUACUGACAGAAAAAGUCUGUAUAUGAGGAACUGAAAACAACAUUUCUAAGCUGUUAUUUUACAGAUUUCUCUGAUGUCAGCAUCAAAUUAUUACUUAAAAUACAAAUAAGCAUUUCUUCUCUUAUAUGUUUGACUGUAAACGUACAGGAAGGCUGUAUUUAAAUCAGAUAAAACACUUUCUAUUUACAGGUAUUUGCUGUUGAUAUGGUUGUUUUUUAAUAUAGUGAUUCACGCUGCUGCCAGGUUUUCAUGUUUUUUUUAUUUUUUUUAUUUUUUUUUUAGAUUUUUUGUAGACAUCUUGGUAUUUUUUAUAAUUUAAUUUUACUAAAAUAAAAUUAAAGUAAACGUACAAAAGAACAUUAAGUCACACUUUGACAGUUUAUAGAGCAAACAGUUGAUUAUUUGACGGUGAAAUUCUACAUAAUAAGUGUUGAGCCUGUUGAAAGACGCUAAAUGUUCUUUCUUCAGCAGCAGUGUGGCGCCUAUCUGAACAUCUCAUGGAUUCCUCUUUCAGGGGACGUGUCCUCAUGCUGGGCAGCAACAUGACGUCUCACCUCCCAAACGCUGCAAACGUUUGUGUUGGUUUUCACUAACGCAGAAAGGUGCAAAACAACAAAAAUGACCCCAAAUGUCAGAGUUUUAGUUCACGUUCAGUUGAAUUGUGACGCUAUGAGCUCCAGACGAUGACGGCGCUGCAGACAGGCAGUGAGGUUCAGAUGUGGGACGGUUCUGUUGCAGAGCCGCUCCAUGUUUUUAAGCUAAGCUAAGCUAACUGGCUGCAGACUGCAGCUUCAUAUUUUCUGUAUUUCUGUCGGUGAGAGAAAUUCUGCAUCUUUCUAAAAGUCUGAUUCUUUCAGGCCGAUGCUGUGUUUUGAAAUGUGUGGAUUUAUGGAGUCAUUCUGAACUUCUGAUCAGCUGAUGGCUGAGAUGUUUCUGACUGUCUUCAUGUUGUAUUAUAUCUCCUUUAAGCAGAGUUUUAUAUAUCACACCUCCUGUUUAUGUGGCUAUUAGUUCCUCUUUGUGCAGGGAAACGCUAACACUGUUUAACCAGACCAUAAAGUUAACUGGUGAUGUUUUAAUGGCGGUUCCCAGUUCUGCGGCUCCAUCAGAACAAAGCGAGGAACUUUGUUGUUCCUGCCUGCGUUGGCAGCUGCUCUCGGCUCCAUUAGCAUUCCUUCGUGCCCCAUCAUAGCAGCAUUAUUCAUGACAGCGGGACACACCUCGUCUGGCUGCAGAUCACUGAUUUGAAGCACAAACACUCCGACUGAAGCAGCAGCAAACUGUUUUACUGUCACGUUCACAUAUGUAGAGCUCCUGAACUUUAAAUAAAGUCUCCUGUAUCGGUGUGUGCACGUUGUGUUGUGGAUUAAAUCAGUGUUUAAUGCCGACA
Molecule: messenger RNA, 4311 nt
Organism: Stegastes partitus (bicolor damselfish)
Lineage: Eukaryota; Metazoa; Chordata; Actinopteri; Pomacentridae
Gene: tnfrsf1a
Product: tumor necrosis factor receptor superfamily, member 1a
Exons: 8
Coding region: 959-2401 (480 amino acids)
Biological process (GO): signal transduction; inflammatory response
Cellular component (GO): membrane raft; signaling receptor complex
Molecular function (GO): tumor necrosis factor binding; tumor necrosis factor receptor activity
Source: RefSeq, a predicted model, not a curated record